Molecule: messenger RNA, 180 nt
Organism: Penicillium canescens
Lineage: Eukaryota; Fungi; Ascomycota; Eurotiomycetes; Eurotiales; Aspergillaceae
Exons: 1
Coding region: 1-180 (59 amino acids)
Source: RefSeq, a predicted model, not a curated record
AUGCCCACCGUGGCGAACGCAGAUCGCGGAAUCUUCUACCGGAAUCUGGAUGGGGCUAGAAAGUGUCUUGGAGAGAACAUGGUCGAAUGGGUGAGUCUCGAAUCUGGGCCAAUGAGUGCCAUGACUAUGGCAGCAAUGCAUAACAGACUUGCCAAUGCUAGUAGAACCUUGGGGAAGUGA